AUGCCGCUGCCUGCCAUGAAUAAAUGGACAAAAGUAGCACCCACUGUAGCUCACAUUGCUCUUCUUGGUCUGUUUCACAACGGCUUUGUGGUGGAUGCCUUCAAGGCUGAGUUUGGCGAGUUGCAGGAUGAGGAGUCCGACCUCAGCAACAAUGAAGAUGACAAGCUGGGGGUUCCAGCCAACGAAACCAGAAAGUGGCGACUCCUUGCGAGAAGGCGGAACAUGCGUGCCACUAAUUUUCUGGCGGAGGCCCAGUCGCUGUGGAUUAACUUACUAUGGUGCCGCCUGGCCAGCAGCACCAUGAUUUUGCACGCAGUGCUGUUCAAAAAUGCGACGUGGUUCACAGACAGGUCUCCGCAGGAGUUGUCCAGGUCUCGCCAUUUGUUCGCCACAUUUUGCGACCCGGAUGCAAACCCUGCUUGGGCCAAUUUGCAAGAGUUAUUGGGAAUUUUGAAAGAUCCGGAACCUUCUUUGGCCCUUUUGGUUUGGAAGUUUGGUCCAGUUGCGCAGUGGCCACAGCCACGCCGGCGUAUUGUCCGGAAAGCAGUUAUGGUGAUGACUGGGCAGCUGGCUCGGAAAUUGGUUUUGCCUUGGCAGCAAUACCCUUGGCGUUUAUGGCCGCUGGCCUUGAAAGAUGUGGACGAAGCGAAGCGCAAAGAGUGUGCCCGAGAUCUGCUGAGGAGCCCGACUUGCUGUUUGGACAGUGGCUUUUCCAGGCGGCUGAGGCAUUUGCAUCCCCGUGAAUCCGAGUUGCUGAGCUCAGAUGUUCAGACAUUCUUGGCUACAGUGUUCACACGGAUUGCACCAACAUCUACAUUUAUUGAGCGCCGAUUUGCUCAAUUCACCAACUGGUGUGAGAAGAAGCCAAAAUUUGCCACCUUGGCCGCCAAGCACGUCACUAGCUUCUGCAAGGGCGCUGCCCAAGCCUGGAGAAGCAAGCAUCCCAACCACAAGAAACCCAACCACAGACAGAGGCCAACCUGGGCGCAAGACAAAGCGAAGCGCACCACUGGAUACAACAUGUUUCUCUCAGAGUUUCGUAAAAACACGCAAGGGCGGUGUUUCAGAGGAGAUGAUGGCCGGUCGGAAUUUGUGCAAGAAGCAUCGGCUGCUUGGCGGAGGCUUUCGCAAGGAGAGAAGGCUUCAUACGGCAUGAGAGCCCGGGGUAUGAAUAGCUUGAGAAGUAGGAGCGCAGGCAGCUUGGAGGAAGAGGAGCUUGUCGCAGAUGACAGCGGAGGUUUGUGGGGCAUGUGCCGUUUGAAUGAGGCAUGGCCAAUUUCUGUUUGCGUUCUUCAAGCUGCUCUGGGAGAAGGGCGUCCAGCACUUAGCAAAAGCAGUGCUGAGUGGGAGCAGGAUCACGAAGCCUUGAUUGAAGUUGGCGAAGACGAAGAUCUGCCAGAUGUCACCGACAGCCUCUUUUCUGUUUGCCCUUGGGGCGGGUGCGAGGCCAGUUUGAGGGAAGAUGAACGGACAGUUUUUCGCGAGGUUCACGAGGAUUUGGUGACUGCCGUAAGGGUGCACGAACCCUUGAAACGCGAUCUUUCUGCUCACCCACUAGUGCUGCAAUGGUGCUCUCCUGCAUCUGGCAAGCAGAAAUACAUUGUUGUGGCCUUCAAUGUCCGCAAGCCUCCCUGGGACAUGGUCAUGUUUCAAUUGGAGCCGCUGAAUGGCCACAACGGCCUCGACUGCCCCUUUGUCUUGGAGCUCGAAGGUCAAGACAGAGGAUUCUCGCUUCAAUGCUUGCGCUCCGAUAUGGAAUUCUGCAUGGAUCUUGCAAGAGAAGCCUCGGACUGGCUUUUGUUUCUUCUUAAGGUUGGGGAAAUCACUGGUGCCUUUGCUUCCUUUCGGAUUGUUGAGCGCGCUGCGCUGGACAGACGUACUUUGAGACGGGCUGCUGAGGAGAUGAAGCAGAUUCAAAGGGCUGCUAAAGCUGCAAAGCUAGCGCAAGGUCUGACAGCUAUCAGAAAACGAAAACGAAGGACCCAAGGCAAGCGGAAGACACGUCAGAGGCCGCUGGCCGCAUCAGCUGCGCAAGACAUCUCAGAUGCAGAGUGGGCAUCGGAUUCUGAUUCUCUCACAGAAGACGCAGAAGGGGCGGAUGGAAGCCCGAGUAUGCCUGCAGGGCUUGGGGAAGGCAGCGCAUCUGCGCCUCCAGUUCCAGCCGUCAGGCAACAUUGCGAUCGGGGCAACACUUUGUCUUGCAAGAAGGCAGUGAGCCGUGGUAGCACUCUGACCGAUGCUGUGUGCAUCUUGCGCCUCAAGCGAUGGCUCAUUGCCGGAUGCUCUGAUGCUGACUGGCCGAUCCACAGGCAGAGAUCACACCACGUUGAGCUUGGCGGCAAAGGGCUGCAGGACUUUGCCGAGGGUAUGUCGGAAGCGGAGAUGGAUGCACUGGUGGAGUCAUGGCGUUGA
Cladocopium goreaui is the source of this 2412-nucleotide messenger RNA. NCBI's taxonomy places the organism in Eukaryota, Dinophyceae, Suessiales, Symbiodiniaceae. The record is from the annotation of a GenBank genome assembly.